Messenger RNA from Portunus trituberculatus (swimming crab), 6080 nucleotides. Its product is annotated as GRIP1-associated protein 1-like. The record is from RefSeq and is a predicted model, not a curated record. NCBI's taxonomy places the organism in Eukaryota, Metazoa, Arthropoda, Malacostraca, Decapoda, Portunidae. Gene Ontology annotation, biological process: regulation of modification of synaptic structure; regulation of neurotransmitter receptor transport, endosome to postsynaptic membrane; neurotransmitter receptor transport, endosome to postsynaptic membrane. The transcript has 17 exons. Bases 591 to 3122 code for a protein of 843 amino acids. Gene Ontology annotation, cellular component: extrinsic component of postsynaptic early endosome membrane; postsynaptic recycling endosome; glutamatergic synapse.
UUGUACUUGAUGCUACUGUUUGCAAGGCUACUAUAUGGCAGUUGUCCUGAUUUUUCUUACAUCUCUUUUGCCCAUUUCUUCUCUUAGGUAAUGAUUUUAUUUUUUCGUUACUUUUUAUUUUUUAUAUUAAUUAUUUUCACCAUUGCCCUCGAGCAGAUAUUAGAUCAAUAUUUAGUUUCUAUUAAUUCGAUUCUCUUUAAUGGUAUGUUUAUUUGUACAUAUGUAACUACUUUUUUCAUUGUUUUUCAUAUGUUUAUAAUUUUAUUAAUUCGUCGUAAAGCUAAGGAACAUGUUACACCACACAUUCGUUCCUUCACACGCCUCACUCAUAUGGUGUUCCUACAUCACUUCCCUUCAUAAACUAAGCCAGUGGCCCAGUGUUACUAUGUUAACACACACACACAAAUUUGCAUAAGUGAUGAUGUGUUUCUUGUCAGAACUCGGAAUAAUAAAAGGCUGAUAUCUAGGAAGAAUAAAGUCCAUAAUGUACUUGUGUCUCCGAGAGAGAGAGAUAUGAAGAUUGAAGUCCCGCGGUGAAGAUGUCUAGUUGAGCGAACGUAAACAUAAACAUUGGUCACUGUCUGACGGUCAUGGCUCACCUCAACCCUGAAGAUUUCACCAAACUGCAGAAUCAACUUCUAGAAUUAAGAGAAAAGAACUAUGGCCUUGAAGACACUCUUCGUAAAUGUAAAAAAGAAUUAACAGAAACAAAAUCUCGCCUUCAUUCAUUAGAGGAAGAAAAUGGUCGAUACCAGAUUUUGGUGAGAACAUCAAAGAAGGCCAGCGAGGUGGAGCUGCUCAUCAGGGACAAUGGAUACCUGCGCAACAAGCUCAAGGACCAAGAAGAAGACUUCAGGCUCCAGAACAACACUUUGUUACGGGAACUGUCCAAGCUUGUUGGCGAGAAUGAGCAGUAUGAACGACAAAUGAAAGUUCUGUGCAGCAGCCAGAGCUGUGGCCUGGCUGAGGGUGACUAUGGCUCCACAGAUGACUCCAAAGAGGUGAUCCGCCUGAGAGGAGAGCUAAAGGACAUGCACAAGAAGCUGUUUGAAGCAGAAGGACUUUUAGAGAAAGAAAAUAAAGCUCAUUCAGAAAAAGUGUCAGCCCUGAAUUUACAAAUAUCUCAGCUGACAAAUGUCCUGCAGACUCACUCAAUACCACUAGAUGAAGGUGAAAUCAAUUUAGGAAAAGGGGGAGGAGUUAGCUUCAGGAAGCUUACCCUACAGGAUGAUGAUGGCCUUGAAACAGACUUGGAGAGAACUAAUGACACACAUCUUCAGUCACAAGAUAAAUGCAGUCAGCUACAGUGUGAGAUAGAAAAGCUACAGACACAGUUGAGAGGGGAAAAGGAGAUCACUGACAGCCUCACCUCUGAGAAGACAAAGCUAGAGGAGUCUCUAACAAGUGCUAAUGAAAGGUUAAAUAAUGCAGAAGCAGAAGAGAGAAACAAGAUAGACGCAAAGCAUCUUGAAGAAGCUGAGAGGAGAAUGAAGGAUAUGGAAGCACAGCACAGAACACAUGUAGAGGAACUGAAACAGUCGUUAGGAGAUGUAGAGAGUAAAUUGACAGAAUGCCGCUCUAAUCUGGCUGAAAAGUGUGCACAGUAUGAGGCAGCCCUUGACUCAGUGCAGCAGCUGGAACACAAACUUCAGAGUGCUGAGGAAGGAGUGCUGGAAGCGAGGAAUGCAACACUACACAAAGCAAAGGAAUGUCAAGCAUUACAAGACAAAGUUAAUGCAGCAACAAAAGACAUUGCCCAAAUGCUGGAUCAGAAACAAACAGUUGAAAAGGAAAACAAGGAAUUUGAGAUUAAAAUAAGCAAUCAACAUCAAGAAAUAGCAGCUUUGAAUACAUCACUUCAGGAGCAGACAAAACUUGCAGAGAGUCGACAUGGCCUCAUGGAGGAGAUGAAAGCUCAUAUAGAGGAAGAGAAGCAGAAACAACAACAAAAGUUAGACGAACUUCAAAAUGUGCACAAAGAAGAGAUGGACUCUCUUUCCUCUCAAAAUCAGCAUCUAAAGAGUAAACUUCAGGAGAUAGAUGGAAAAAUAAUGGAGCUGAGCGACCUAAACACAAAAUUGAUGCAACUGCAACAGGAGAAGAUAACCUUGAUGGAAUUCAAUGAGAAGUUGAAGGGAGAUGUGGAGGUGGCCCAGAAGAAAGCCCAGGAGGAUCUUGACAGAGUGACUGCAGAGAAAUGCCAAGAUAUAGAGAACCUCAAAUGGGAAUAUAAGAAGGAGAAGAGUGAUCUACAUACACAGCUUGAGAUCAGCACAAUACAGAGACAGGAGGCAGAGGACACUGUGGAAGCACUCAAGCGAAAGGUAGCAGAUGGAGAGGAGGAGCAGAGGAUACAUGAACGUAAAGGUGUCACUCUCUUGAAAGACCUCAAGAAACAACUCAUGGCAGAGAGAAAGAGAGCUGAUCGUUUGCAGGAAAAGCUCAGUCAACUGCUCACUGACCCAGCCCAGCUGACAGCCAUCACAACUGUGUCUGAGGCUGGUGAUGACGUGAGCAGUGUGUCUUCUUGGUCGAUGGUAUCUGGAGAGCCAAGAGAUUCAUCCACACGUGAGAACAGCAUCAUUGCCUCUCCACAGGGCUCCCCUCCUCCUGGUAUAGUGACAGAAGAGACAGUGUCUCUUGUCAACCGAGUGACAGAACUCCAGCAGCACAAGUGGCAGCUGGAGGAGCGCAUCACACACCUUGAGUCUUCUUCAGCAGCGAUGGCUGAUGAUCUACUAAAAAAGUCUGCCAUUAUCCAGCACUUCUGCAUGGACCAUAAAAACAUUGAGCACACAGGAUCUCCCCCCACCUCUCCUGUGCAUCCCACACCUCUUGGGGACAAACUUAAUGUUCGUCGGGUUCUAGAAAUGGUGCGGGGUGGUACAAGUGAAGAAUCCCUCAGGGAGAUCAACCGAAGACUGCAGAGUCUUCUUGAAGAGACUCUGGGGAAAAAUAUGCAGCUUCACAAGGAUGUAGAGAAUCUUUCCCAACAAGUUCAUCAGUUGUCCAAGCUGGCAGCUGUCAAAACAGAAACAGAACUUCCAGUUGCUGUGAAUGUUUAUGAGGAGACUCAAGCAUGUAAUGAAGAAAGAGGAGACACAGAUAUAAGCAAGAGUUAAAACAUUUUUGUUUGAUUAGUGCAUGUGUCACUUUCAUACUAACCAGGUUCUAUUUAUGUUAGUCUUGUUAUAACGUCUUUCUUCAGUUUCUGACAUUCUAAUAUAUUUUGAGUAAUGUUAAUAUAUAUUUACAUAAUAGAUUACAAAUUUUUAUGUAAAUGUGUUCUUGGUGCAGACAGUACAUAUUUAGGUGUAAAGUUACUUCUUUAUUAUCAUUUUGCUGUUCAUGUCUUUCAUAAUUGAGAUGGUUCUGGCUUUAAAUAUGUGUACAGUCAUCACUUACUAUGAGGUAGUGUGGAGGUUUUGUUAGUGUUUGAUUGCAAGAGAUGAAGUAAUUGGUGAGAGUAUGAAGAUUGCACUAAUGAGUUGUAAAAGAGCAAGGAUGGUGCUUAGUGCUUAGAUGUAAGAUGCUUUCAAUAGGAGAUUGUAUAAAUUUAAGGAUGGUGAUGAUGAUUGAUGAUAAGUUUUAAGUGUUCAAGAACUGUCUUGUGCUGGUCAACUGGCCUUUUGCAAUUUUAUUUUCUAGAGAAUUUAGGAUAUUGUAUUCUCAUAUUGCUUGUAUCACUAAAGCAAUGUAGCAUGUGCUCAUACAUUUGAAAAGAAAAUUGUAGUUUUUACUAUAUAUAUAUAUAUAUAUAUAUAUAUAUAUAUAUAUAUAUAUAUAUAUAUAUAUAUAUAUAUAUAUAUAUAUAUAUAUAUAUAUAUAUAUAUAUUAUAUAUGAGGGGAGUUGUGUACAAUGUGUACAGUAUAGCUUGUCCUUAGUGAAGGUAAAUUUGGUGUAAUGAUAUAAUGGUAUAGUUUUCUGUGCAAUAGACAUUAUGUUAUGCAUAACAUAGUAACCAUUAAUUUAUACUAACUUAGUUUUAGAGAUGUGUUUCUGAAAUGGUUAGUAUAAUUUUGACCACCUAUUAAACCCUUUUCUGUAGGUAAUAGUCUGUACCUGUGCCAGGCUUUACUCUAUGAAGCUGUGGUCUAUAUUCUUAAACAUUUUUGCAUCUUAUUUAAACUAUUUUUAACAAAAAGGCCAUGGUGUAAGUUAUUGUACUAUUUUUAAGAAACUUUUCUUGAUUUAGUGAUAGUUUAGCAAGGCUUAUGAAUGAUCAGUGAGAAAGUCACCUAUGAGAACCUAAAUGUCUCAUUAUCUCUGCACUAUUUUUAAAAAGUAAUCUUUUUAAUGGACCAAUGUUUAAGGAUUUGGGCCAUUGCUUCCUUUAAUUUCAGCAUGGAAUGUUUUCUAAUACAAAUGUGUUGGAAAUUAUUUGUAAAGAUCCUGUAAAUAUCUUAUGAAUAAAGGUGAUUUUAUUGCUUGUGAUAAUUAUAGUUGACAUAAGCUAAGCUGAUCUGGAAGGUAUGCCCUUUAUUCUUCUCUUCCUGUAUCAAAGGGAAUCAUCAUUUAACAUAAGGCAAUGGCAGUUUGCGAUGACUUCUGGAUCAGCUUUGGCUGUACUAACUAUACUGUACAGAAUACACACUGUAAGGUACUAUACAGAGUCAAAAUUUGGUGGAUAUGUUAGUUACAGCAAUUCAGAAUAGUGAUGUUCUAUAAAUUCAACCUACAGUAAUAGUAUGUGUGCAUGUUUGUAUGUAUGUAUAUGGUGUAAAUAGUGGCUGGCUUGACAUAAGAGAAUAAAAUGACACUAACUGAAUUUAUAUUUGAAUAUUUAUGAAUGCAUUUUAUCUUACAGUAGAAUCUCUGUGAAUUAAACAAUGUGUGUGUGUGUGUGUGUGUGUGUGUGUGUGUGUGUGUGUGUGUGUGUGUGUGUGUGUGUGUGUGUGUAUACUUGUGCAUUUGUGAAGAUUAAACUUAACAUUUAUGUGACUAGAUAUAUUGACAGGAAUCAUAUUUAUAGAAUGUUUUUUAAGAAAAAUUUUUCUCCAUGGUUAAAUUUUCUUUGAUACAUAAUCUAGAAUAAUGGAAUAGAAUUCAAAAGAAGCACUAUUUUUUUCCCAUAACAAAGGUGUGAUAUUUAUUUUUGUAUGUGACAGAGUCUAUCCAUGAGUUAAGGUGGAAGGGCAAUAUUCAUUGUAGAGUCUGUGUAGAACAUUGUGUUGUGGAAGAAAAUUAUGAUAGGGGAUUAGAUUUGUAAGGUUUUCUGAAUCAUGUUGAGAACACUACUGACAUUACUGUUUGAUUUAAGGCUAGAAUUUUUAACAUAGGUCUGCAUCAGUCACAGAUAAAACAUGUACUGUCACAUCACUAGUUACUUAAAGCUUGAAUGAAAAAAGAUUAAUAGAAAGAGAAUGUAUACUUGUAUGUAUACAAUGUAAUAUAGUCAUGAUUAACAGUUAGUUAAUGCAUGCACUGUACACACUUCUACUGUGUUAAGUAUCUUUCCAUUCUUGAUUCCUUUAAUCUGCUGGCAAUGUGACAAGUUGACAAUUAGAAGACUAAGAACAUCAGCAGAUGAUUUAAGAAUAAGGGAAAUUGCUAAGCACAGUGUAAGGAAGAGUGGUUGGUAACACCUUAAUUCUGUCCAUCCAUGACAGUAUUUGUUCUGGUAUUCAAGCUUGAAAAAAAAAAAAAAAUUGCAUGUAUUUUUCUUUUUUUUUUAUUUCAACUUGUGUGUACUUAACAGUUUGUUAGCAUAUUGUUUCAAACAUGUUUAUACAGCAAAAAUAUGACAGCUACUGUAAUAGAAAAAAUAAAUGUGUGCAGUGUUGAGUGUAAGAAGUGACAACAGAAUAGGAGCUUAACUGUGAAUGAAGAUGAGGUGAAAUUAUCCCAACUUUUAAUGGAAAAAUUUGUAAGUAACAGUAGCUGAAUAUUCUGGGAAUGAACCCUUAUUACUGUACCGGAGAGUACGGUAGCAGUGUUGUAAUGAUAACAAUAUAGUGAUGGUGGUAGCAAUGUGGUUGUGAUAAUAAUCUAAUAACCUACUAGACAUGUAUCUGAUAAAUCAAAUAUUGUUACAAUUUGUGAAUUAUAUACAUACAUAUUACAAGUUUCUAGUAAAUCA